GGGUAACCACUCAGUAGGAGAAGGGGAUGGUAAUGGUUUACUCUCACAGACUGAGCCACUCCUCAAGCAGGCACAAAAGGCAGAGGCUUGUUUGGUUUGCUUGGCAAAGCCUGGAGAUCAAGAUGAUAGAAAAUUCCAAACCCAACAAGGAGGGUCACUCUCCAUGGUUCUCCUUAGCACUUUUGUUGCAGUUUGUGGGUCUUUCGAGUUUGGAUCUUGUGUGGGCUUUACAGCACCUACCCAGAAUGGCAUCAAGGAUGAUCUUGGCCUGACUUUAUCUCAGUUCUCCUUGUUCGGAUCUAUAGUGAAUAUUGGUGCAAUGAUAGGUGCUAUCAGUAGUGGAAAGAUUGCUGAUUUCCUUGGCCGAAAAGCUACCAUGAGAGUGUCAUCAGUGUUGUGCAUUGCAGGAUGGCUUGCCAUUUAUUCCUCCAAGGGUUAUGCACUACUGGAUCUUGGAAGAUUCUGCACUGGCUAUGGAAUUGGAGUGUUUUCCUAUGUGGUACCUGUCUUCAUAGCAGAAAUUGCACCAAAAGAUCUCCGAGGUGGACUAGCGACUGCGAAUCAGCUCAUGAUAGUUCUAGGAGGUUCGGUUGCUUUUGUGAUGGGGACUAUACUGAACUGGAGGACAUUGGCACUGACUGGAAUUAUUCCAUGCAUUGUUCUACUACUGGGUUUGUUUUUUGUUCCUGAGUCUCCAAGAUGGCUAGCUAAGGUUGGCCACCAAAAGAAGUUCGAAGUUGCAUUGCAAAGGCUUCGCGGCAAGGAUGCUGAUAUUUCAAAAGAAGCUUAUGAGAUCCAAGACUCAAUUGAAGCUCUUCAAAAACUCCCAGAAGCUACAAUGCUAGAUUUGUUUCAAAGAAGUUACCUGAGAUCUGUCAUUGUAGGAGUUGGGUUGAUGAUUUUUCAACAAUUUGGAGGAAUCAAUGGAGUUGGAUUUUACUUGACCAAAAUUUUUGCAUCUGCAGGGUUCCCUUCCAAUGUUGGGAUCAUACUUUAUGCUUGUUUACAGGUUCCUGUAACUGCUUUGGGUGCAAUCUUAAUUGAUAAAGCUGGUAGAAGACCUCUUCUUUUGAUUUCUGCGUCAGGGUUGUUCUUAGGCUGUACUCUUACAGGAAUAUCAUUCUACAUGAAGGUCCAUGAAUUAUCACUUCAGUGGGUUCCCCUGUUGGUUCUUACUGGCAUCAUGAUAUAUAUAGGAUCUUUCUCAAUUGGGAUGGGAGCAGUUCCUUGGGUCAUAAUGUCUGAGAUAUUCCCCAUUAAUGUGAAGGGAACUGCUGGAAGUUUGGUUACACUGGUGAACUGGUUUGGCGCUUUUGUGGGUUCCUACACUUUCAAUUAUCUCAUGAGUUGGAGUUCUUAUGGUACUUUUUUCUUCUACUCUGUCGUGUGUGCUCUGGCUGUUCUGUUUGUGGCCAAGGUAGUGCCUGAAACUAAGGGAAGAACAUUGGAAGAAAUUCAAACUUCCAUGAGUACUUCAUAGCAAAAGCAAAAGCAGAAGAGAAGAGAAAAGAAGCUGUUCUUUAGAAGCGUGAUCAUCGUGAUUUAGUAAUCGCCACCCUUUUGUUACUGUAAUUUAUUUUAAUGGAAACGAUGAACAUCUCUCUUUGUUGAUGUUCAAAAUUAUAUCAAGUAAUGGGUUUUGAACUAAUAAUCCAAAAAAAAAAAAAAAAAAAGAAGGUUUUGAACUGGUUUCAGAAUGAGAAGGUAGCUUGAUAGAUAAGUCACGAACAAUACCUUCGCUGGUAAUGCGAUCGCCAUUUCCGACUAGGACGGUUAGGUUUUGGAGCCGCUGCAACUGCGAGGUGUAAAUGUUGAGCAAUACGACUUUGAAUGAAAUUAUGGGUACUUCCAGUAUCGAUCAAAAUCUGAACAGGGAAACCUCCAAUGUUGCCCGUCAA
Macadamia integrifolia is the source of this 1898-nucleotide messenger RNA. RefSeq names its product sugar transporter ERD6-like 16. Gene Ontology annotation, cellular component: membrane. Gene Ontology annotation, molecular function: sugar transmembrane transporter activity. The transcript is spliced from 18 exons. Gene Ontology annotation, biological process: transmembrane transport; carbohydrate transport. The coding region runs from base 164 to 1480 and encodes 438 amino acids. Lineage: Eukaryota; Viridiplantae; Streptophyta; Magnoliopsida; Proteales; Proteaceae. The record is from RefSeq and is a predicted model, not a curated record.